This is a messenger RNA of Melitaea cinxia (Glanville fritillary), 4073 nucleotides long. RefSeq names its product ATP-binding cassette sub-family C member 4-like. Lineage: Eukaryota; Metazoa; Arthropoda; Insecta; Lepidoptera; Nymphalidae. Gene Ontology annotation, cellular component: membrane. The record is from RefSeq and is a predicted model, not a curated record. Bases 1 to 3897 code for a protein of 1298 amino acids. Gene Ontology annotation, biological process: transmembrane transport. The transcript has 24 exons. Gene Ontology annotation, molecular function: ATP hydrolysis activity; ATP binding; ABC-type transporter activity.
AUGACUAAAACCUUCUGGUUAAGUUUUGCUCCUUCCGGCUUCAUGUUUUUUUUACAAGCGGUCGUUCUCAAGCCGUUCCAGCCCGUGGCGUUGAGCAUGUUGCUGACAUACUGGGAGCCGGGAACUGACAUGACAUAUAAACAAGCCGUGUAUUGCGCUUCCGCUGUCAUAGUCAUUUCUCUGUUGAUAGCAUUCCUGAACCACCAUGGAACAUAUUCCACUCAACAAUUCGGCAUGAAAGUCCGCAUCGCUGCCUGCUCCUUGAUAUACAGAAAGGUAAUGCGAAUGAGUUCAGGUGCCUUGGCUCAGACGACAGCUGGACAAGUGGUAAAUCUUCUUUCCAAUGACGUAAAUCGGUUCGACUACGCCUUCAUCUAUACACACUUCAUCUGGCUGCUUCCAAUACAAGUGCUUCUUGUUUGCUACCUGAUCUACAUUAGAAUUGGCUAUGCUGCUAUAAUUGGGGUCGUCGGCAUCGUAGUACAGACUAUACCAGUUCAAUCAUAUAUGAGCAAAUUGGCGGCAAAAUUACGUAUGAAAACCGCUUACAAAACCGAUGAACGUGUGCGCAUUAUGGACGAAAUUAUUAGUGGCAUGCAGGUUAUUAAAAUGUAUGCUUGGGAAAAACCGUUCGAAAAGAUUGUAGCAAUGGCUCGUAAGAACGAAAUAAAAUGCAUCACCUCCGCGUCUUAUCUCCGAGGAGUCUACCUUAGCUUCAUGGUUUUCACUGAAAGACUCACUCUUUACGUCACCCUUUUAUCGUACUCUCUGUUCGGAUUUCAAGUUACUGCUGACAUUGUGUUUCCCUUGGCGCAAUUCUACAAUACACUUCAGGGCACACUCUCAAUUAUAAUGUCAAAUGCUGUAUCAUUUUUGGCAGAAGCACUGAUUUCAGUCCAACGCCUCGAAGCGUUCAUGCUGUUAGAUGAAAGAGAAGAUCUACGUAGCGUAGCAGAUGUAGACAUCGCUAAGCUUGUAGAAAACGUUAAAAACAAAAAAAAGAAGAAUCUCUGUGAACUAGACACUCGCUCGAAUACAUUCAAGACAAUAGAUGAGGAAGGAAUCUGUAAUCCAGGUUUUGACUACAAUGAAAAGGGUCUUAUGACUAAAGUAACAAGCUCAAUUCCGGUACACUCAGAUAUUGGUUUAUCGAUUCAAAAUGUGAAUGCUAAUUGGACAGAAGACGGCCCUGUAACAUUACGCAACAUCAAUUUAAAUAUUCCUAAAGGGAAACUUUGUGCAAUAAUUGGAUCGGUCGGAUCUGGCAAGAGUUCGAUAUUACAAUUAUUAUUAAACGAAUUACGCUCAAGUGCUGGAAAAGUAUAUCUUUCUGGGCCUUUAUCUUACGCUUGUCAAGAACCUUGGCUAUUUGUGGCUACCGUGCGUCAAAAUAUUUUAUUUGGCUUGCCAUAUAAUCAUAGAAAAUAUAAAGAGGUUGUACGAGUAUGUGCCUUACAAAAAGACUUUCAACAGUUUCCACAUGGUGAUCAAACUCUAGUCGGGGAAAGAGGUGCUUCAUUGUCUGGAGGUCAACGAGCACGCAUAAAUCUUGCCAGAGCUGUGUAUAGAGAAGCCGACAUUUACCUCCUUGAUGAUCCAUUGUCAGCUGUGGACGCGCACGUGGGACGGCAACUGUUCGACGAAUGUAUCUCAAGCUACCUACGCCACACCACCCGCGUGCUUGUCACUCAUCAACUCCACUACCUCAAAGCUGCAGAUUAUAUAGUCAUCAUGAACAAUGGUUCUAUCGAAACUAAAGGCACCUAUGAUGAAUUAUCGACAUCAGGAAAAGACUUCGCUAAGUUGCUACAUUCCGUUCAAGACGACAAUAAAACCGACGCGGAAAAAGAAAAGCCUCCACCAUUACCACGGCGAUCAUCUUCGAGAUUGUCAACAACGAGACGUCCAUCUCUGGCAGAGUCUAUGACAGCAUGUGAAGCUCCUGCUCAAGAAAUGGAGGAAGAAGUAAGAGAGUCCGGCACGAUGGGUUGGCGGGUUUACGGAGCCUACUUAAAGGCUGGGGGACGAGCACCUAAAAUAAUAUUUAUGGUACUGCUUCUUGUGAUUGGACAACUUUCUGCAACUCUCUGUGACUACUGGGUCACUUUUUGGACAAAUGAAGUAACGCUUAUGAAAGAAAGAGAAAGCAACAAUACUGUUGAAGACUACGAUCAAGUCAUACCUGCGGUAAAUACGACGUUUUCCCUCACAAGUUACUUCUCCGGCAUCGACCUAGAACCGAAUUUGAAUUUAUAUUCUUUAAUUGGACCACUGAAUACGUCUCAAUACCUUUACGUGUAUACGGCUUUAAUCGUAUGCUGUGUCUUGUUUAUCAUGGCUCGUGCAUUCAUGUUCUUCAAAGUUUGUAUGACGGCAUCAAGAAAUCUACACAAUGAUAUGUUUCACUCUAUGCUUCGUGGGGUUAUGCGCUUUUUCGACUCUAACUCAUCAGGUCGUAUUCUGAAUCGGUUUUCAAAGGAUAUUGGUGCACUAGAUGAAUUGCUGCCACGUUUCCUCCUCGAAAGUAUUCAAAUUUACCUCGUAAUGUUCAGCAUAUUAGCACUUAAUGCAGCUGCCUUGGUCUGGACAUUGCUGCCAACGACUAUAAUACUUACGCUUUUCUAUAUCAUACUACAGAUUUAUUUGAAGUCUGCGCAAUCUAUAAAACGAUUAGAAGGAACCACAAGGAGUCCUGUGUUUUCACACAUGUCCGCAACAUUGAACGGCAUCAGUACCAUCCGGUCAGCUGGAGCUCAGAAACGCCUCAUCCAGGAGUUCGAUCACUAUCAGGACAUUCAUACCUCUACAUGGAGCAGUUAUCUGGCUAGUGGAGUUACUCUUGGUUUUUGGCUCGACUUUAUUUGCGUCGUCUAUUUAACAAUUGUAAUUGUUGCUUUCCUCGUCAUUGACAGCAAAACAAUAUUCUCUGGCAAUGUGGGACUGGCGAUAUCGCAGACUCUCAUCUUAACGGGAAUGCUCCAGUUCGGAGUGCGGCAAACGGCGGAAGUGAUCUCACAAAUGACUAGCGUGGAACGAAUUCUACAAUACACACAUAUUGAACGAGAACCGCAGUGGGAAAAAGGAACUAAAGAAACCCCUAAAGGCUGGCCUUGGCGUGGCCGCGUUGAGUUUCGCAAUUGUUAUAUGAAGUACACGCCUGACGAUUUACCCGUUUUAAAAAAUUUGAAUUUAGUUAUUGAAAGCGGUUGGAAGGUUGGCAUAGUCGGACGAACAGGCGCUGGUAAAUCAUCACUAAUAUCUUCCCUAUUUCGACUAUCUAUAUUGGAGGGAGAAGUUCUCAUUGAUGAUGUUGAUACUGCAUAUCUUUCCCUUCAGGAAUUACGCUCUAAAAUAUCAAUUAUCCCACAAGAGCCAGUACUGUUUUCAGCAACUAUUCGAUAUAACCUAGAUCCAUUUGACAAUUAUGAUGAUGAACAAAUAUGGAAAGCCUUGGAAGCAGCUGAUUUGAAAGCGGUUAUUCCAGCGUUAGAUUUUAAAGUGUCCGAAGGAGGUUCUAACUUUUCUCUUGGACAGAGACAAUUGGUCUGCCUUGCACGCGCUAUUCUUCGCGGGAAUCGUAUCCUUGUGCUAGACGAAGCUACUGCAAAUGUGGACCCAAAAACCGAUGAAUUCAUUCAGAAAACCAUAAGGAAACGUUUUUCGGAUUGCACAGUAAUAACGGUUGCCCAUAGAUUAAACACUAUAAUGGACUCAGAUCGUGUAAUGGUUAUGGACUCUGGAUGCCUGGUUGAAUUCGAUCAUCCUUACAAGUUGCUUAAUAAACCUGAGGGUUACUUUACAAAAAUGGUUAAGGAGACCAGUGAAAAGAUGUCAGCACAACUAUACGAAAUAGCGAAGAAAACAUAUAUUGAUAGUGGCGGCGUUGUAGAUAUAUAAAAUGUAUUAUUGUUUAUUUUAAUAUUGUAAUUAAUAUUCUAAGUUUAUUGUUUUGGAAUGAUGCAGUUAGGUACUUAGAUUUUCUACUAGUAGGAGAUUCGAAAUAGAGACGAACUUCGCCCAUCUUAUCAUUUCAGCCUAUCGCAGUCUACUGCUGGACAUAGGGCUCCACAAGU